Messenger RNA from Trypanosoma cruzi, 597 nucleotides. RefSeq lists its product as uncharacterized. The record is from RefSeq and is a predicted model, not a curated record. The transcript has a single exon. Bases 1 to 597 code for a protein of 198 amino acids. Lineage: Eukaryota; Euglenozoa; Kinetoplastea; Trypanosomatida; Trypanosomatidae.
AUGCUGCGCCGAACCUCCCGUCGUUUUGUGAGCGCCAAGCAGUUCUUUGGGACCGAAGCGCAGCCGCUGGAGCCGUACACCGUUAAGUCGCUUUUUCUGUUUAGCUUCAUUGCCUCCAUCGCGUUUCUCUCGGUGCUGAGUGUGAAGGAGACAAAGAAAGCCGGGCCAAUUGAGCUACCGGACGAGCUGGAGGCGGAAAAACGCCGUAGGAAUGAUCCACGCCGCCCACCGUGGCCCCUGCUGCACCAACGCAUCGUUCUGCUGCGCGAGGGGAAAGCGCCACACGAUGAUCUGCCUCUCUUGUGGGAGCAGACACGGCAUUAUUACCCCGCCGACUGGCUGGUGCCGCUCGAGGUGACGCAGGUGCUCAAGUACACGAGCGGGGCGUACCUGCAGAACUAUGUGGCUGACCCCGAUAAGCUACGCAAGGACGUUCUAAUGCAAUUGCUGAACAUCAAGUAUGGGCGGGUGAAGGACCCUAACGGCGGCCGCAUCAACCGCGAUGUGGAGGAGAUCAUCUCCAUGGCAAUAGAGGAUCUGGAGAAUAUGGAUCUGAGCCCCUCAGCGGACGCAGCGCUCGUGCCUACGCACACAUGA